GUAACAUGAUAGAAAAACCAGUGUCUCCUCAACAUAAGUCCUUUAGGAUCAUGUCAACAAAAGGUAGUCAAUUGUUCUACUUCAAUCGACAGACACCAAGCGAUUUCCUUUCAACAUGUCUCAUUCUCAAUCUCCGACAGACAAUGUGUACGACGACCCUGACGGCUAUGAGCUGCAAAUUGCUAUUGACCAGCUAGCCGCUGGGUCAUCGGAGGCACUGCGGGUUUACCUAGCCCACAAAACCGGUCUCGAUCCUGCCACGGUAUCACUUAGUACAUCACCAUUCGAAAUUCGCUCCGAUCCAGCUGUCACGUUUUCAUACGCCGGAAAACUAGAUAAUACCCAGGCGCCAGGAGUUGAGCAAAUGCACGAGCCCAACGCAGAAUUGCAUAGACCAGACGUCGCAUUCGACGACACAGAGAUACCCUUCGAGUAUGAACCCUUGGACCCAAAGCUCAAACAAAUUCGUCUUUUGAGACUGGGUGCUGCUGACGAGGAAGGUGUCAUACGCGACCUGCAGGUCGAAAACUUUUGUCUGGCCGAUGCUCCCCCAUAUUUUUGUCUCUCGUAUGUUUGGGGAAAUCCCGAACGACUUCUCGCGGUGAAUUGCAACGGGAAGAUGGUUUCGGUAACGCAGAAUCUGUACCAUGCGCUGCGAACUUGCCUCAACAGACACCCCACCACAUGGUUCUGGGCAGACGGUAUUUGCAUUAACCAAGACAACAUCGUAGAACGAAGUCAACAGGUUCUACUCAUGGGCAGCAUCUAUAAAGGAGCAAAGCUGGUUCUUGCUCACCCUGGUCACUACCAAUAUGAGCGCCGUAAGGAUGAAGACGAAGACAGCACGAAGGAAACCACGUUGGAAGACCGUAUGGGAGGUCUGGGAGUUCAGGAUAUGAUGAGUUUCUGCACGGAAGACUUGGUCCAGGAUGAACAUUCGGCAGAGUCUAAGAAACUAUAUGGGCUGUCAGACUUUACCCUAGAGCCUGUUGAUGAUGCCUACGGCUCCGAAGGCGUCCAAGGUGCCAUCAGUAUCAUGACGUUCAUGACUCGUAUCUGGGAAGACCAGCGCCGAGACACCGUGAUGUCUGACAGGGAAUGGGACAAGGUUGGUCUCCCAGAGACGGAAACGGAAGAGGGCCGGGAGAUAUGGAACAAGUUGAUUCGUUUCUGGGUGACCGACUGGUACUUCCGCACUUGGGUCUUGCAGGAGGUUAUUCUGGCACCAAAGGUCGUCGUGCUUUACGGUGAAGCAGCGAUCAGCUUGGAAGCAAUCACAGAUUUCUGGGACCUCGCAAGGCGUCAUGGUCUUCCAAGGCCACUUCGAAUCGGCAUGUACGCUGAAGUUUUCAGUAUGAUUAUCCACCUGAGCCCCGUGAGCUCAUUCAAAGUGCUACGGGGGCGCAGACAAGGGUUUGGGACAUCUCAAACAGUUGGCGAUGCAGAAAAGGUGGAGGAGGAGACUGCGCAAAGGGGUCCUCCUCUAAAUCUCCUCGAGUUACUUUGUUUGACGAGAAAUAACUUGGCGACGGAUGCGAGAGACAAGGUCUAUGGCCUUCUUGGACUCACUGACGACCCUGUCGCUCAGUCCAUUAUUCCCAACUACUCGUCUAACAAUACGCCAGAAAAGGUCUUCACUGAGGUUGCCAGAAUUAUGAUUGAAGCUGGUCACGUCGUCGACCUCCUGCACCACGCGGGCAUCGAUCAAGGCAUCACAAAUCUUCCUUCCUGGGUGCCUGAUUGGACGGUUCAGUCGCGUUCGACUUUGUCGACCCAGCUUUAUCACUGUAUGCCGAAUACGUCGUCCAAAAUAUCAGUCUCGAGCUCGGGAGAAGCUCCGAGAAUGACUAUCCGAGGGAUGAUUCUGGAUCGACUCAAUUUCGUGGGGCCAUCGUGGAAAUAUUACAUCCACAACAAAACCGACGAUACGUUCAACAGUUUUGAGAGUGCACCAGAUCUCGAGAUCCCCGCAUUUAACGAUGAAGAUUCUCGGAACUUCAUUCUUACCUUUGCGACUGUGACGGUUCAAGACGACUUCAAAGAGCGGUAUACCGAUGAGGGCCUCGAUGACGCGCUUGUAAGAACCCUGGCGAUGGAUCGAUCAUGGCGAGGCGAAAGAAUCGGGCCAAGAAAAAAGGGAGAGGAGGUAGAAAACGAAGUUUCCAGUCUCCUCGCCACCAACAAGAACGGCGACGAUUCCAAGUCUCCCGCGCCAACAACGAUAUCGAAAGAAUUUUUCGCAGGUGUGGACGCCUUCCGGCGCUUCUAUGCCCAAGGGCCGAACGAAGAGAAUGAGGAGGACGCACCAGGCAUUCGCGUUCAUCAGACGGCAAUAUUCAAAUGGCUGCUUGACUUUGAUGUCGAUGUCGAGGCAGAUCUCCAGAAACGCAUGGUUCCUUUCACCAUCCCUUUCCAAGAGGCUCAACGUGGUCGCAGAUUUGCCACGAUCGGCACAAGAGGUCACAAGAAGGAAGAAGACAUUGCACAAGAUGCGACUAUCUUGGGAGAGAAACGCGACAGGCCGUUAUACAACACAAAGUCUUUAGAUCACCAUUACAUCGGCACUGUUCCGUGGAAUGCCCAGGUUGAGGAUUAUGUGGUUCUCCUUGAGGGAUUCAGAACACCGUUCGUCUUGCGAAAACUCCCCAAUAGUACUGGAUCGUGUGUCAGAGACGAAUUCCAGAUCAUUGGCGAUUGCUAUGUGCACGGCAUCAUGGAUGGCGAGCUUUUGAAGCCGAUUGACGGUCUCGCGGACAACCUAGAGGUCGAGCAAGUCGGAGUUAACGCUGAGGGAAAAGAGUAUGCUGUGGAGAAUUUUGAAGGCUACCUACACUUCCAAGACUUUGUCAUAGUGUAGAAUCAACUGAGCAUCCUUUGAAGCCUAAGCUACUCGAACACGCCAUGUGACAAUGUUGUUCCCCCCAUGUCAUGUUCAAAGUUUGGCAUCAAAGCUCGCACCCGCGAGGUUAAUUGACAGCAGCGUUUUCACCAAUGAAAAUCCAAAAUUAGUUUUUAUACAUUCUGACAGGGAAUAGUUAAGAAAUUUGAAAUCAUGGCUGGGGGCUGAAAUUUGACGUUUUCUU
Molecule: messenger RNA, 3083 nt
Organism: Colletotrichum godetiae
Lineage: Eukaryota; Fungi; Ascomycota; Sordariomycetes; Glomerellales; Glomerellaceae
Product: heterokaryon incompatibility protein-domain-containing protein
Exons: 1
Coding region: 116-2857 (913 amino acids)
Source: RefSeq, a predicted model, not a curated record